Messenger RNA from Eurytemora carolleeae, 2280 nucleotides. RefSeq names its product poly(U)-specific endoribonuclease. The record is from RefSeq and is a predicted model, not a curated record. The transcript is spliced from 22 exons. Lineage: Eukaryota; Metazoa; Arthropoda; Copepoda; Calanoida; Temoridae. Bases 27 to 1955 code for a protein of 642 amino acids. Gene Ontology annotation, molecular function: RNA endonuclease activity.
GCAUAAUUAUAAUUUCAGAUUUAUGAAUGAAAAAUAUGUCUAAUCAUUUUCUAGUGAUUUUAACUCUAGGGAUUAUUUUAUCCCUUGCUCUAACAACAAGUGCUUUAUGUGAGGAGGAAAAUAUUUCAUUGGAUGGACAGGCACACUCAACUUCUCCAGCCAAUUCAUCAACUGAUUGUCAACUGAUUUGUGACAACACCCGCUGCUCACAUUGGGUUUGGAAAAAUGGCGAUUGUACACUUUUAAGGAUUGCAGACCCUGGAAAAAAGGUUGGGACACUAGGAGCGGUGGCUGGUAUUAAAGGUGGAAACUCUUGUACAUUAAAGACGAGAGGUGUUCAGUGCCACUAUAUUGGAUCAAGGGAUCCAGUUAUUUGUCUUUUCCCAUUUAUUGGAGAGACCCCUGGUGUAAAAAAUGCCUCGACCCAGCAUGAGUCCUGCCUUAAAUCUAAAAAGGGUCAUUUUUGGUGUGCAACAAAACUAGGUUUGGAUAAUAAACUGCUGGCUACGAGUGAUCAGACCAAGGAUGUUGAAUGUGGAUUGUCAACUAGCAAUCAAGGUAGCUUCUACUGUUUAUCUGAGUCUAGUUGUCCAACUAUGAUCUCGGUUCAGGAGAGGGUUGCUCAGCUAGAGAAACUGAACAGGGAUCUGCAGAACCAGUUGACCAAGGCGUGCACAGGAAACCAGACUUCAGGAACAUCAUCAGGAGCAGCAUCAGGGACUACAGCAGCACAAAGAGCACCAGGAACCGGAGCACCAGGAACACCAAGGGCACCAGCACCAGGAGCAUCUAGUCCUAAUUCUUGCCAAGGAAGAUGCAAUCAACCUGCAGCCAUAGGACAAUGUGAUUGUAGUUCUAGCUGUGUGGGGUUUGGAGAUUGUUGUUCAGAUUAUUCAUCAGUUUGCUCUGUCCAGAGUUCUGUUGCUGAAAGCUGUCAAGGAAAAUGUGGAGAUGUGUUCAAUAACAACCAAGUUUGUCAGUGUAACUUCAACUGUGCCAGUUUUAACAAUUGCUGUGAUGAUUUCUCAAAUGUUUGUUCCUCUUCUUCUUCUCCUUCUGCCAGACCACCUGCUCCUUCUUCAGGAGGGGCUAGACCCUCAUCACCCCCAACAAGUGGUGGAGCAACAUCUGCAGCAAGACCUGGAGUUGGUGCUGAUCCUCUUCUAGGCGUGGUUACUGAAUCUCUCCUUGCUUUAGAUGAGAAUAAUGUGAUGGAUAAGAUUACGUUGACUACAGGUUGUACAACACGAGUUGGUCGGCCAACAGACUGCUCUUCUCAAAACCUGUUUACACAAGUUGAUACUUCUAUCUUUAGGAAACCUGUUUAUGAAAAGCUGAUUGCAAUGUAUGAAAAUUAUGAUCCUGAUAUUACUAAGACUGAGGAUAUAACGACUGCUGAAAGAAGAGAAGAACAAGAUUUUAUAGAAGAAAUCAUGAAAACUAAAGUCAUGAAGGAAACAUUAAGCUUUCUACGAGCUCAAAAAUACUUUACUAAAUCAGAAACAGACUUUAAGAAGCUGCUUGAAGAACUGUGGUUUGGGGUGUAUAGCAGAGGAAAUAGAAUCCUUGGAUCAAGUGGAUUCGAACAUGUUUUCCUCGGAGAAAAGAAGGAUGGCAAGGUUCAAGGAUUUCACAACUGGGUUUACUUCUACUUCCUAGAGCAGCGGAAACAAGUGAACUAUCUUGGACAUUGGGAGAAGAUAGAUUUAGGAGGCAGGGGCACUGGACUCUCCUUUACCUUCCUUUGGGGUCAAGAGCAGAAACCCUAUGCUUCAAUGCUAGUUGGAACCUCUCCUGAACUAGAGAUUGCGGUUUACACAAUCUGUCUUCUGGCUAAGGGAGAAGAAAAAUGUAACAUCAGCCUUGGAGGGCAGAAGGUUGAAAUAGAGGUUCAUGUAUUCAAUAGACCCAGGGGGGUUAGGUAUAUUGCCAGCUCAUUCAUGAACUGGAGUUAAGCUGGAGAACAGUAAUAAACUGAGCCUGGAAUUUAAAAGAGUAUCGUUGAUCGAUCCUCCCAAGUUUCCUUUUUGAAUUCUGUAAAUUCUUGUAGUUUUACGUAAAAAAAAUGAGAGAACAUGUAAACAAAUUUUUUACAAAUUUUUGAGAUAUCCACAAAAAAUCAGGCUGCAAGGAUACAUGCAUUAGAAAAUUUGAGUUUGUUGGAAUUGGACUCUAAAUCCUUUGAAUUUCUCUUUUCCAAUUUGGGAAUUUUGCAAAUCUUACCUUUAUGCUGUAAACUUAAACUUUCGUAAAAUAAACUAUAAUACCUUGCAAACAUUA